Molecule: messenger RNA, 3302 nt
Organism: Dendroctonus ponderosae (mountain pine beetle)
Lineage: Eukaryota; Metazoa; Arthropoda; Insecta; Coleoptera; Curculionidae
Gene: Chsy
Product: chondroitin sulfate synthase 1
Exons: 7
Coding region: 604-2973 (789 amino acids)
Cellular component (GO): Golgi cisterna membrane
Molecular function (GO): glucuronosyl-N-acetylgalactosaminyl-proteoglycan 4-beta-N-acetylgalactosaminyltransferase activity
Source: RefSeq, a predicted model, not a curated record
GCACAAUCGUCGACCAAGUUUCACCCGCGUUCGGUUCAAGUUUGUCAGACUGUUGACCGACUUAACGUAGGUCGUACCGCUCGCUCGUCGUGGUACUCGGUCGAGUCAAUCGGCGUGUUUUCAGUGUGGAAAGCCGGCCGUCUCGAUCUCCUUUUUCCACUCCAUUUGCUUUCGAUAAGGGUGAAGUGUUCUAUUAUUGUUGCAGUACCGAAUGUGGAGUUUUAGUUUCAUUAGAAGUGAACCAAACUAUAGUGCAGUGCAGUCAAAUUUUUCGUUGGUUCUCAAACGCACCCCUGACCACCAACCAAACCACCCAAACGAAGAACAUUCGAAAAAGUUCAACCGAAUAAUGUUCAAUACACGAGUUUUUUGAACGAAUUUGGCGUAAAAUUAAAAAAAUUGCUAUCAAACUAUUUUUAAUUUCAAUGGAGCGUACUUGAACUUUGACAUGGUCUUAAGUUAUGUACGAUGGCUCCGUCACCAGUACUGUCCUGGAACGCAUUAUGAUGAUCAUGUAGUGAGUGAAACUAUAUCGGAAGUAAGAAAAGUAAUUUUUGCGUGCCGGUAGUGUUGGGGCAAUAAUGCGCCAGUGUCGAUACGAAAAUGGCUAGACCCAAGAAAGUGUUGAAGGUAAUCUUGGGUAUCAUUAUGGGGGUGAUAUUUUCGCAGUUAUUUACUAGUACUUCGAAAUUUUGCCCAUCUCAUACUGUUGAAAAAAGUGAAGAAGUCGAUAACAAAGAUUCCUUGGCUGGCAAAUCUACACCGAGGAGCAAGAAUUUACUACUCGUUGGUGUAAUGACAGCUGAGCAAUAUUUAAGCACUCGUGCGAAAGUAGUAUGGAACACCUGGGGCCAAGAAGUACCGGGCAGAAUGUUGAUUUUCUCCUCAGAAAAUUCGACUAGUGCGGAAAUUCCUCUCGUUGCCCUGUCGGGCAUCGACGACAGUUAUCCUCCUCAAAAAAAGUCGUUCACCAUGCUCAAGUACAUGCACGACAACUUCAUCGAUCAGUUCGAGUGGUUUAUGCGAGCAGAUGAUGAUCUCUAUGUCCGAAACGACAAGCUGGAGGAACUGUUGAGGGCCAUUGAUUCGCGGAAGCCGCUGUUUAUCGGACAGACUGGACGCGGAACUAAAGAGGAGCGAGGACAUCUUUCGUUGGACACAGAUGAAAACUUCUGCAUGGGAGGACCAGGGAUGAUAAUGAGCAGGGAGACUCUAAAGAGAAUCGCGCCGUUUAUUGAGGAUUGUCUAGUGAACCUCUACACGACUCACGAGGAUGUGGAAAUUGGUCGAUGCGUUAAAAAGUUUGCUGGAGUUUCUUGCACGUGGAAUUAUGAGAUGCAAGUGGUGUUCUAUCACAACAAAAGCGGAAAUGCUGCGUAUUCUGGAAACUUGAAGACCAAAGAAGUCCACAAAGCUAUCACACUGCACCCGUUGAAACAUCCGGAAUAUACGUACAGACUUCACAAGUAUAUUCAAGGAUUGAAAAUUCAAGACGCCCUACAGAAGUCAAUUUUGCUUCAUCGAGAUAUCGCCAAAUCAAUGCAGGAAUUGGGAUAUAAUAUGAGCAGCCUGGAAAACGCCAUGCUCGAAAAGGAUAUGCCGUUGUUUCCAGAAAAAAAGGGAACCAAUGGUUAUUUAGGAGAUACAGCUUUGCUUGGAAUACCAGCCAGUAUUAACAGAUACCAGCCAAGAAAUCUGACGAACGUCUUAGAAUGGGAGCUGAUUUCAAAAACGCUCUACUCGCAUCGGGAUUUAAAUCCCCGAAAGCGAAUUGGGUCAUCCUUAAAAGAAGGAUUGGGAGACGUUACUAGAGAGUUAAUGGAACUAAUCAACUCAUAUUCGAAGCAACGUGGUCGUGUGAUUGAUUUCCGUGAGAUUUUGUAUGGUUACUGGAGGCUAAACCCUGUCCAUGGAGUCGAUCUCAUACUGGACCUUCUCCUCGUGUACAGGAAAUAUCGAGGCCACAAGAUGACUGUGCAGGUCCGGAGGCAUGCCUAUGUGCAGCAAACGUUUACAGGAACUUUUAUUCGAGAAAUUCCGAAUCCUUCCGCUACUGUGUCUAAGGAUGGAAACAUGCUGGACAAAGUGAUAAAUAAAAUCAGCAACAGAAUUGGACUACUGCCAUUCAACCGUGAUAGUCAGAGUGAAACUGUGAUAAAUUUCCUGCUGCCCCUGAGCGGUCGCCAUGAUACCUUUAAGAGAUUCCUAGCCAUGUAUGAGGAUGUGUGUAUAAAAAAUUGGGAGGCCACGAAGCUCCAUGUGAUAUUAUUUAGAAGCAGUGAGAGUCCAAGUGAUUAUAAUGCUACGCUAUCACUCAUCAACAGCACUAAUCAUAGAAUUAACGCGAAUAAAAACCAGCAGACAAUCAAUGUGAUCGACAGUGGUGUUGGAGAGACUUUUUCCCGAGCCAGUGCCUUGCAGAAAGCUGUGAAUGUGCUUUCACCAACUGAUUUGAUGCUUUUUAUCGACGUAGAUAUCGUGUUCGAUCAGUCCUUUUUGAGGCGAGUUCGGAGGAACACUUUCAUAGGAAGAAGCGUCUAUUUUCCUAUUUUGUAUAGUUUAUACAGUCCGAAGUUGUUGGAUAUUGAGCUGCAAACCUACGCAAACACCAGCUUCUCCUACUUCACCAGUAAUCAGACUGAUGCCAACAGAGGCUUUUGGAGACAGUUCGGUUUUGGUAUAGCUUCGAUGUACAAAAUCGAUUACCAAGCUUUAGGGGGUUUCGACAUUAAAAUCACUGGUUGGGGCAUGGAAGACGUGAUGUUCUUCGACAAUAUCGUCGAAAAACACGUCUAUAAAAUAAUUAGGUGCGUCGAUCCAGGAUUGAUCCACGUUUUCCACGAAGUGAAGUGCGAUUCUAAAGAUUUGGAUGCCGAACAGAAAUCUAUGUGUUUGGGUACCAAAGGCAGCACUUUGGGCUCCCUGUAUAGUUUGCAAACACUUUUCGAGAAAUACAGAGCAAUGUUUAGGUAGCGCCAGUCCUGUAUAGACUGUAGUAAACUGAAUCUGUCCUAGUGAAAAGCAGCUCAAUAGCGACUACUUUCAUAUGUAUUAUAUCAUUCACAGGGUAUUUAAUGUAUUGAAAGUUUCUGGAAAUUCAGGCCUCUGAUAUUGGAAAAAACAAUCAGAGCCCCAAACUUUCUGGGCAAUAAUAGUGUACUAAUUAAUAAAAACAUAUGCGUUAAGAUUGUCGUAGACUGUGAUGUUCACUUGGAAGCAACUACUUUUGAUAUUAAUUCACUAGAGUGUAUUUAUGUAGAAUUAAAUUAUGUGUAAAAUUAAUAAAUUAGCGGAAAAACUUC